UCUGAGCCAAUCGUGCGCGGCGCGCUCGGCGGUCACGGGUCUGCGCCGCGGCGGCAGCCGGCUUUAACUGCUCCCGCAGCGGCAUCCGCGGCUCUUCGCCAUGGCCGGGUCCUCUCAGAGCAGCGCGGCGGCGGAGCGCGUCGGCUACAUCACCCGCCUGCAGAGCUUCAGCGCCUGCCACCGUCUGCACAGCGUUCACCUGAGCGACGAGGAGAACACGAAGGUUUACGGGAAGUGCAACAACCCCAACGGUCACGGACACAACUACACAGUGGAGGUCACCGUCCGUGGAAAGAUUGACCGUGUCACCGGGAUGGUCAUGAACCUCACAGACCUGAAGAAGUGCAUUGAGGAGGUCAUCAUGAUCCCUCUGGACCAUAAAAACCUGGACAAGGACGUCCCUUACUUUGCCACUGUUGUCAGCACCACAGAAAACCUGGCUGUUUACAUCUGGGACAACAUGGUGAAGGUCCUUCCCCCCAAUCUGCUCUACGAGAUCAAGAUUCAUGAGACGGACAAGAACAUCGUCGUUUACCGAGGAGAGUAAACCGCUUUCACCGUUGCAGAAGUGCCUGUUUGCUGACUCAGCAAAAACUGCAUUUUUUUUUAACUUCUGAGAUCUACAACUUUUACAUUCCAAUAAUUAUAAAACAAAUCUAAUGUUUUGUUGCUUUUUUUUUUAAUUUAGCAAAUACUGUACUAAGACAGGGCACUGUGACCUCCUGACCUCACAUUCAGAAUUCCUGCUGAUGAAGGAUUUCUAAGAAGGAAAACAAUAAACUAUUUAUUGAUGUUAGUUUGUGUGACUCCAUGUUUGAGUAGAGUUUGGUCCGGUGCUCUUUUCUCUUUUUUUUUGUUCAUAACGAUGUAAAUAACAACAAAAAAGGCCAGAUCUUCAUCACUGGUUUUCCAAGCUCCUCCCAGUCCUCUGGAACGCAUCAACUUCCUUCUAUCAAUAGAAAAGUUCGACUUUUUAAUGGAUGUGUUUUCUGCUUCUCUCAAGUGUUUUCUGUCUUGGUCGGAUGUCAUCAUUUUUCUUUUCUUUCUUCCAUGUUUUGAUGUUCUGCAUUAAUGUAAUCUUCAGUGGUCUUGAUGGUUUUUAAGGCUUUAUUUCUCUCUGUGUGUUUCUCAUUUCUGCUCCUUUUGCUGUAUUUGCUUUGCUUUUUAAAAAUAAAAUAAAAUGUGAAAAAUAAA
Messenger RNA from Oryzias melastigma (Indian medaka), 1194 nucleotides. It is a transcript of the gene pts, whose product is annotated as 6-pyruvoyltetrahydropterin synthase. Gene Ontology annotation, cellular component: mitochondrion. NCBI's taxonomy places the organism in Eukaryota, Metazoa, Chordata, Actinopteri, Beloniformes, Adrianichthyidae. Gene Ontology annotation, biological process: tetrahydrobiopterin biosynthetic process. Bases 101 to 547 code for a protein of 148 amino acids. The record is from RefSeq and is a predicted model, not a curated record. The transcript has 6 exons. Gene Ontology annotation, molecular function: 6-pyruvoyltetrahydropterin synthase activity.